AGAUAGCAAGAGGGGGGUGCCUGCUCAAGACUACUGACAUCAAUUUAUGAAUUCAUGGCAAAAUACUUGAACAAAACUAGGUAGUACAGUACAUUUUAAAGUGUAUCUUGUUCAAUCAUCUUUGUCUUGGAACCUCUCUCUACAUUGUUCAUUAUAUAUAUUGAGUGCCACGAGGGUGCUCUACGUAUUAAAUUCAUCAGCAAUGCCGGGCCCUGUUAUGCCUGUAGAUAUUGCUAUGCGGAUGUACAUCACACACUCUCCACCUCUCCGGAGCUUCCUCAGCUCCUAUGAGAACUUGAGGGUCAAGAACCGGGAAAACCACUACAAGCCCCUCCGGCCCUGCAUUAGCUCCCAAAGGCCCUUGGAGGCCCAGAAGAGCCCCAAGAUCACCAUAAAGAUCCCCAAGGGCAAGAAGAGAGUGGUCUUCGCCGACUCCAAAGGCAUGUCCCUCACAGCCAUCCACGUCUUUUCAAAGUUUGAUGAAAAGCCCAUGCUGUCCGACUUACAAUUUGACCUUACAGACCUGGAGAAUGACACCAUGGAGCUGAAGAUCAGCACCAUGCGAAGCCUGGCACUGGACUUCCCCCAACCCGCUGCAGACUAUCUGGCCUUCCGGAACCGGCUGUUGAAGAACUCUGUGUGCCUGGAAAACUGCACACUGAAGGAGAGGUCACUCACAGGCACUGUGAAAGUCCGAAACCUUGGCUUUGAGAAAUCUGUCCAGGUCCGGUUGACCGUUGACUCAUGGAAAACCCACAAAGACAUUGACUGCACCUUCAUUAACAGUGUCUACAGCUGCCAGGACACAGACACAUUCACCUUUGUCUUUGAACUGCCCAGUUACGUGCCUCCUUAUAAUAGAGUCGAAUUUUGCAUAUACUUCAAGAGCAAAGACCAGGUUUUCUGGGACAAUUAUGAUGGGGAAAACUACAUGCUCAAACCCAUUGGGUGGAAUGGAGAGGAUGUGCAAACACUGGCCAAAAACAUUGUUGAGCGUAAGAAACCAGCAGAGCACAAGAACGGCAAUAAACUACUGGAGAUGGAGUUUGACCAGUUUGGAAGUCCCCGUUUAUUAAGUGGACUCUUUCCUGGGUGGCAAAGCUGGGGCAGAAUUGAGAAUGGUGCUAACUACUGGUGAAAUUAGGAAAGACUUUCAUCUGGCGUGAAACAGCAACUGAAGAGGUAUAACAGGGAUGGACUUCGAUGGAGCAGGGUGAUAUAGAUGUAGGAUCUUAAUUAGAGCCAGUUUGCUACAGCAGGAAACUAAUCCUGCAGCAACAGGAAAUGUGAAU
Messenger RNA from Coregonus clupeaformis (lake whitefish), 1292 nucleotides. Its product is annotated as protein phosphatase 1 regulatory subunit 3C-B. The record is from RefSeq and is a predicted model, not a curated record. The transcript has 2 exons. Lineage: Eukaryota; Metazoa; Chordata; Actinopteri; Salmoniformes; Salmonidae. Gene Ontology annotation, cellular component: protein phosphatase type 1 complex. Gene Ontology annotation, biological process: regulation of glycogen biosynthetic process. Gene Ontology annotation, molecular function: protein phosphatase 1 binding; glycogen binding. The coding region runs from base 203 to 1138 and encodes 311 amino acids.